GGCUAAUCUUUGUGGAGGGUCGGUUGAGACCAAAGGGAGUGUGUGCCAGAGGAAGUGAGUAGUGACGGUCACUAGAGGCCCAGGGCAGCAGGGACAGCAUGUCGUAAGACCCUGACACCAGCAGUCGUAGAAGUGAAACUGAUCUGGGGCCUCGGAUGAACCAACAGUCUUCCCAAACCGCGGCCCUGACGUGCUGAGCUCUUACAGGUUUCCCAUGUCUGCAGGGCUGUGCGAGUCUCUCUGUCGUUAGGAGGAGAGUAGCUGAAGACGCUGCCUGACCUGUUCUGGACCGUGAUACUCUACAGUAGCGGCCUGUGGGAAUGCUGCUAGCUGGGAUGGCAACACAAUUACAGUGACAGCGUUUGAAAUGAAUGGACGAUGAGGACUCAGAGUUUUCUAUGAAUGGACACUGACUCAGAGCUCAGCAUUUGAGUGUCAAUGUGGAUGUUUAACAUGGACCAUAAGGAAUUUGCAGUGUGAUAAAAGAAAAGGAUUCAUUGCUGAUCAAGACGAGUCUUCACCUAAUCUGCACAGGAUACAGGCCUCCCACGUUCUUAAACAAUAGAGAUAAUUGUGUGUGGGGGGGCAGCAGGGCACUGACUCAUUGCUUCCGACCCUGGAGCCGUAAGAGCUCAGCACUCCGCCUAGCCGCUAUUUGGUCUUCUUCAGCUCAAGCCAUCAGCCCAGGACAUGAGACUCCUCAGUACUCCGUGUGAGCAGCAUGGCGCGUCCAGGCCCCCGGUGAGUGCGUCCAGCGUGAGCUCGCGUGUGCUCCUGCGGCAGCAGCUGAUGAGGGAGCAGCUACAAGAGCAGGAACGUCGGGAGCUCCAGCGCCGCCAGGCCAACUCCGCCUCCUCGCCCUACGCCCGGCCGCCCAACGCUGGACACACGCCCGCCAUCAACGUGACGGCUUCGCCCGGCCUGCCCUCCUCUGCCCAGGUGCCCAUGGAGGUGCUGAAGGUGAACACACACCUAGAGAACCCUACCAAGUACCACAUCCAGCAGGCUCAGCGGCAGCAGGUGAAAGCGUACCUGUCCACCACCCAGCACUCGUGUGUGAGCCUGAGCAAGCUCGGGUCCCAGGCGGUCAGCUUGCCCUGCCCCAACCAGGGAGCGGAUCACGGGGGCAUGCCUCCCGGGCCGGGCAACAGCGCCCCCAACAGCCCUAUGGCCCUGCUGACCCUCAACUCUACAGAGAAGGAGAUGGACGAUGUCAUUGAUGACAUCAUUAGCUUGGAGUCCAGUUACAACGAUGAAAUCCUCGGACUUAUGGAUCCGGGGCUUCAGAUGGGCAACUCGAUUCCUGUGUCUGCCAACCUCCUGGACAUGUACAAUAACCAGGGCAUGCCGCCACACGGCCUGACCAUCAGCAACUCCUGCCCUGCCAGCCUGCCCAACAUCAAAAGGGAAUUCUCUGUGACCCCCUCUCCAGCCGUGCUGCACUUGCUGGACAAGGCGGGAUCCUGUGGCAAGUUUGAAAACUACCAAAGGCCUGAAGGGUUCCCUGUAGAAGCAGAAGUCAGAGCACUGGCCAAGGAACGACAGAAAAAAGACAAUCAUAACCUGAUCGAAAGAAGGCGGAGGUUCAAUAUCAACGACCGCAUCAAGGAACUGGGGACUUUAAUCCCUAAAUCGAAUGACCCGGAUAUGCGCUGGAACAAGGGCACCAUUCUCAAAGCCUCCGUGGACUACAUCAGGAAGCUGCAGAGAGAGCAGCAGCGCUCCAAAGAGCUGGAGACCCGGCAGAAGAAGCUGGAGCACGCCAACCGCCACCUAAUCCUGCGGAUACAGGAGCUGGAGAUGCAGGCUCGUGCCCACGGCCUGGCGGCCGUCCCCUCUGCCCUGUGCGCCUCAGAGCUGUCAGCGCGCAGCAUCAAGCAGGAGCCGGCCCUGGGGGAGUGCAACCAGGAGCUGUACCCGGGCCACACGCACCUCCACGAGGGCCUGGACGCGUCUCGGCCCACCACACUGGACCUCAGCGACGGCACCAUCUCCUUCAGCGACGGCCACGGCCCUAACGGCAGCGACCCCUCAGCGUACAGCCUGGCGCCCAAGGCCCCGCCCUCCUCCUCCAAGCUGGACGACGUCCUGAUGGACGACAAUCUGUCCUCGGUGGGCGCGGACCCCCUGCUCUCCUCCGCGUCGCCCGCCGCCUCCAAGGACAGCAGCUGCAAGAGCAGCAUGAGCAUGGAGGAGAACGAGCACGGCUGUUAGCGCCCCCUAGAGUCCACCAUUGGACUAACCCCCUGACCACUCCCCUGCUGCCCCCCGAGGCCUCACCACCCCCCCUGGAGAAGCAAGGCCUGCGUUCAGUUGCUUAAGCAUGUACUUUUCUCCUCUUGUUUACACUGGUUGUCAUUGUGUUUGGUUGCUCUCCCUGUAGUUGGCCCCCUGUACAGUUUCAUUGGCCUCACGUGGUGAUGUCCAAACGAAGGCAAGGUCAGUAUCUAGUCUGGUGUGAUGCUGAAGUCCAUGUGAAGAUGUGUAGUAGACAGACGGAUUUCAAAUCGUGAAGGUGACCAUGUGAGUUGUGACUUUUAUUUCCCAGUAAUCAAGUUUGCUCAUGCUAAAGCCCAUGCAGUUUUAUUCAGACCGUUGACUAGUACGAAAGCAGCCCUCACACAUCACAUAUGAAGUCCAGUGUCAAGCUGUGUAUACAUAUAUCAAAUUGGUUUUGAAGCUUUUCUAAGGCAGAAGGCAGAAGAAAAAGUUUUUGUGAACAUCUCAAACAAACUGGACCCAGCAUGUUCUGCAUGCUACUCUGCCCAUGACCCAGCUGCGCUCUAACAGACCCACCUCGUCAGGGUUCCCAGCUGCGCUCUAACAGACCCACCUCGUCAGGGUUCCCAGCUAGGAAAAUCGGCUCAGUCACAUACUGCCACCAUUGAAAAUUUCCCAUUUAAGAGAGAACCGCAACCUCUUUAUUAGAACCUGAACCCUAUAAGGGUGUUCUAGUGAGAUGGAACCUCUUUAUUAGAACCUGAACCCUAUAAGGGUGUUCUACUGAGAUGGAACCUCUUUAUUAUAACCGGAAUCUUAUAAGGGUGUUCUAGUGAGAUGGAACCUCUUUAUUAGAAUCUGAAUCCUAUAAGGGUGUUCUAUAGAGCUGGAGUGUAUGAGGUAUUCCAGGCAGCAGUGGCUUUACGCUGUGAUGGAGUGAUCUUGAUCCUCUGAACUACUGACGUUAUCCAUAUUUUGGAUGAGUGUGGCUCACGUUUCCCUCUUAAAGAAACACGCUCACUUUUUGGGAAAUUAGCUUCUACCCCAGAGUUAGAUAACAGUAUACAUACCCUAUUACCCUCUUCUCUAUGCGUUCCUAUAACCCAGUCUGACACCAUUAGCCUAGCCUAGCAUCAUUCACUGGAAAGUGGGUUACACCAGUUAGCUCCCUUUUAGCUAUAGGCUAGCUAUAGGCUAACUGGUGUAACCCACCUCCAGUGAAUUAUGCUAAGCUAGGCUAGCGGUGUCAGACUGGGUUAUUGGAUGCACAGAGAGGAGAAGAGUGUGCAUAUAAACUUCAUGCAUAUUUCCCAAAAAGUGGGCAUGUUCCUUUAAUGAACUUCCAUUCAUUUCUUCAUGAUGACUUCUUAAUGAUUAAAAUGAAGUAAUGAUUGCAAAAUCCUUAAUUUAAAUAGAUUAAUCUAAGUGUCUAUCCCCCCUAAAAUUCUAUUUUCAUUGCAUUAUUGAUAACAUUUAAAUUAUUUAAAUAUUUGUUGUUGUGGUUGUGUUUUGCUACUCUUCCAUUCUCUGUGCCAUGGACAUUCAGGAUCUGUUAUGUUCAAAUAUGAUAUGAAGGAAUAUAGGGAGACUGUUGUAAGAUUUUUUAAAAGACAUUGUCAAAAACACUGGAGGAAGUCCAUUAAUUUGAAUUUUUUUUAAUAACAAAUGUUUUAUAUCUGCUAACAAUAUUGUUUUUUUUUUUUAAACAUACAUUAUAUUAUAUGAAUGACUGUAGUCAAGUAUGUAACAAUAAGCUGUACUGUUCUGAUAUUGUAUAUUUGAUUUGAUUAAUAAUAUACAAGUGUACACAGCACUCAGAUGUAUGUAGAAAUAUUACAGUUCACUUAUCACCACUAUAAUGAGUAUAGUAAUAAUGAUACGACCUUUUCUUUUUGUAACUAUGCAAUACUUCUAGUUGUAGUGAAAUAUGCUCUUGUAUGUUUUACAGCCGGUUUGGAACACAUAGAUAAGCCUACUGUCUCCUACAUAGCCUCUAGCAGCUAAGCAAAGUGCAUUCACAUGAAGUGCCUUCAAAUCGUAAAGUUGUAUUACUAAUGGAGUGAAGCGUUUGUGAGCUUCUGAAUGAGGAUGGUGUUUGACUGCCUUGUUUUAGUGAGGUUAGCAGGCCGACUGCUAGCUUCUUCUGAAUGAGGAUGGUGUUUGACUGCCUUGUUUUAGUGAGGUUAGCGGGCCGACGG
Messenger RNA from Alosa alosa (allis shad), 4418 nucleotides. Its product is annotated as microphthalmia-associated transcription factor-like. The record is from RefSeq and is a predicted model, not a curated record. Gene Ontology annotation, cellular component: nucleus. Bases 691 to 2214 code for a protein of 507 amino acids. Lineage: Eukaryota; Metazoa; Chordata; Actinopteri; Clupeiformes; Clupeidae. The transcript has 10 exons. Gene Ontology annotation, molecular function: RNA polymerase II cis-regulatory region sequence-specific DNA binding; protein dimerization activity; DNA-binding transcription factor activity, RNA polymerase II-specific. Gene Ontology annotation, biological process: melanocyte differentiation; regulation of transcription by RNA polymerase II.